Messenger RNA from Uranotaenia lowii, 782 nucleotides. RefSeq names its product histone H1B-like. Gene Ontology annotation, cellular component: nucleosome; nucleus. Lineage: Eukaryota; Metazoa; Arthropoda; Insecta; Diptera; Culicidae. The transcript has a single exon. Gene Ontology annotation, biological process: negative regulation of DNA recombination; nucleosome assembly; chromosome condensation. Bases 1 to 687 code for a protein of 228 amino acids. Gene Ontology annotation, molecular function: double-stranded DNA binding; nucleosomal DNA binding; structural constituent of chromatin. The record is from RefSeq and is a predicted model, not a curated record.
AUGACUGAUACCGAAGUUGCUGCUGCGGCUCCAGCUGCCGCUACCUCUCCUGCCAAGGCCACCAAGAAGCCGAAGGCUCCCAAGGGAGAUAAGAAGCCGAAGAAGCCAUCCACCCACCCGCCGGUCAACGACAUGGUUGUUGCCGCCAUCAAGGCCCUGAAGGAACGCAAAGGAUCGUCGCUGCAGGCCAUCAAGAAGUACAUUGCCGCCAACUACAAGUGCGAUGUGGCCAAGCUGUCGCCCUUUAUCAGAAAGGCCCUGAAGAGUGGUGUUGAGAAGGGAAAGUUCGCCCAAACCAAGGGCACCGGAGCUUCCGGAUCGUUCAAAAUCAAGGCUGAGGAAAAGAAGCCAGCUGGUGAGAAGAAGAAGAAGGUCGCUGCCAAGAAGCCAAAGAAGGCUGCUGGUGAGAAAAAACCAAAGAAGGCCGUUGGUGAGAAGAAGGCUGUUGCCAAGAAACCAAAAGCCGCUGGCGCUAAGAAGCCAAAGGCCGCUGCGGAGAAGAAGGCCAAGGCUGCUACUGCCAAGACCGCCAAGAAAGCCGGCACAGUAAAGAAGGCCGCUGCUCCCAAGAAGGCUGCUGCCCCCAAAAAGGCCGCUGCCAAGCCAAAGGUCGCCAAGAAGCCCAAGACGCCCAAGAAGCCAGCGGCCAAGAAGACUGUAGUAAAGAAGGCUGCUGCCAAGAAGUAAAUUGUCUCCUAUUUGACCAAUUGAACUUAACCAAUCAGUCCUUUUCAGGACUACCGAUCAUUUCAAGUCAGAGUUUUCAAAUGAUUUUUUUUCAU